AUGUCCUACUUGGGACUAAAUGCCAGGUAUAGCUCGGAGAAACAUUGUUUUGUACACAUUGCCCGUUCACUUCUGCAUGCUCAGCUUCAUUUAGACAGUAAGGUCCAUGUAUUCAAGGCAACGUUUCAGAAUGAUCAGACUGCCUUCUUCAGUUGUCACUUCAAACUCUCCGAGUAUCAAGACAAUGAGCUUCACAUCAAUGGGCUCUAUGCAAACAAGCUGGGCAUCCGAGAAAAGGAUGAAAUUAUUUUGGAACCUAUAAGAAAUGUGCCACUUUGUGAAAGUGUUUUUGUAGACCCCCUAUCUGUGAAUGAUUGGGAGAUAUUGGAAAAAAAUUCCAGUUUUAUUGAGAACCAUUUACUUGAUCAAGUCCGUGUUGUGUGGGAAGGGCAAGUACUUCCAGUCUGGGUUCAGCAAUCUGUGUGCCUUUUCUUAAAAAUAAGAAGAAUUCGGCCACUUGGUGAGUGUGUGCUACUUCAACAACAGACAGAAGUAAUCGUCGCACGAUAUACUUCACUUGUACAUACAGAAAGCAAAAUGACGGAACAUGCUCCUGCCACUCCAACUCCUUCCCUCUUCAAAAAAUCUAAAAAAUUAGUGGUUAAUGAGAUGGCACCAUUAGAUGUUAGUCAAUCUCUGUCACUAUAUUCAGGACUCUUUCAGUAUUUGCAAAGUUUCUUUAUGUGGUCUAAUACACAACCAGAAAGUCAGCAUGCUGAACUUGUCUGCAGAAAGGGUGACUUUUCCCCUGACACUGUCUCUCUGACUUUACGUGUCCAAGGCUUCAGUGAGCGCUGGGACAUGUUCAAAAACAUUCAGGACUCCUGUCAAAACAACUCCUUAAAACCAAAGCACUUUCUUAAAAAUUCAGGACUUGUUUUUGUUAAUAUCUGUGAUGUAAAUGGACAGUGUAAUCUGUUGAAGUCCAUUCCACGAGUGUUUUUUGCUAAAAUGGUAAAGCUUCGGUCACCAAGAGAGUUACAUGGUGCCAAACCUGAGCCUGUAAGUAAGAGACAUUCCUCCUCAUCGGAAGACCCAAAUCAGCUGAGCAACAUUGUCCAGGUGUGCCUUGUUGGGACACAUGAAAUGAUAUGUGAGGAAGACAGUUCUCUGACAAGUUUUCUUAAUGAAAACAAUGUGUUGACAGGUCAUGUUAUGGUGCCCAACCCACUGAGACUUGUGCAUCAGCUAGAAGUUACCAGCAAAGUUGAACUACAGGGCAUUCGAGCCCACAGGGUCAAAUUACGGUAUCUCUACAUUCUUCCAUUAAGAGUUACGUUAUUUGGCCUUCAAGAAAGUUUACAAAGAUUGGAUGAAAAAACUGUACGGAAAGCUUUUGAACAAUGGAUUAUGAAAGCCACAUGUAUUACACGGCCUAUGAUUGUUUUUGACAGAAAACUUAUUAAAUUUAGAAUAAAGAAAAAAACAGAUUAUUGGGUGGAAGCUCUCUUGUCUUUCAACCAAAGUAAUCAUAGUCCAAAAACUGAGGAAGAGUUUAUUUAUGUUGAACUCCAUCCUGAUGCCCUGAAAUCUAUACAUUUGGUUAUCCAGCUUGAACCUGAAGCUACUGCUUCACAAAUACAAAAGAUUCAUCCAAAUCUCUUGCUUCAUACUGAAAUUGAUCCCCGUGUGGACACGGUCAAGUUAAAUACUAUCAGGGGUUUACAAGAGCAAUCAACAAAAGCAAUGCAGUAUUUUCGAAUGGUUCUCAGUACCACAGGCUGCACAUCCAUAUCACAGUCUCGUCCCUCUCUUGGAAUGUUGCUGAUUACUGGUGCCACAGGAACUGGCAAAACCAUUUUUGCCUCUUCCAUUUGUAAAGAACUCUUGGAACCGCCUAUACUGGCCUAUCCAAUAAUUGUUGCAUGUAAAUCUUUAGUGGGUAAAAAAUUAUCAAGUGUUCAUGCAAUUUUAGAACAGCAAUUUGAAGAAGCAAUGUGGAGACAGCCAUCAGUCAUUGUACUUGAUGACCUUGAUUGUUUGUGCAGCAAAGACAGUGACAUGGAUAUUGAUCCUCUUGAAAAUGUGCGGCUCACUUCAGUCAUCUGUGACUUUCUGAAAAAAAUAAAUGCGCUCCAUCCUCGAGUUGCUGUCAUGGCUACCAGUGAAUCAACAACAACACUCCACCAGAAACUCAUGACAUCACGUGGCAUGCAUUAUAUUCAAAUGGUCCUUAAUAUAUCCCAUCCAGAUCAAAAAACAAGAGAAGAAAUUCUUCAAGGGUUACUUGAGACCAAUUUAGCUGUCAAUCCUAAUUCCAUAAAGGAAGUUGAUUUAAAGAAAAUUGCUUGCAAGGCUGAAGGAUUUGUAGUACAAGAUCUGAAGAAACUUGUUAAUCGUGCCAUCCAUGCUCACCUUCAGUUUAAACAGUCAGAUUUGUCUGAAACUGGUUGCAAACUACAACUAGACAUGUCUGAACUAAUGCUCCAGCAAAGAGACUUUGAUGCUGCCUUUGUAGGGUUUUCUCCUCUUUCACUUAGAGGCAUUGAGCUUCACAAUUCUGAAACUCAAGGCUGGUCAGAUGUCGGUGGUUUGGAGGAAGUGAAAAGUUUAUUAAUGGAGACUUUUGUUUGGCCAGCGAAGUAUCCAGAAUUGUUUAAUAAAUGUCCCAUUCGGAUAAGAACAGGAAUAUUGUUAUUUGGUGCCCCAGGAACUGGCAAAACUUUGUUGGUUGCAGCUUUAGUCAAAGAGUGCCACAUGAACUUCAUAACUGUUAAAGGACCAGAGUUGCUUAAUAAAUACGUUGGAGCUAGUGAGCAAGCUGUACGGGAUACAUUUAAUAGAGCCAGGAAAGCAAAACCAUGUGUUUAUGUGCUUGGGGCAACAAGUCGUCCAGAUUUAAUAGAUCCUGCAUUGCUGAGGCCAGGACGCCUUGACAAGUGUUUGUACUGUGAUAUACCUAACAAAGAGGAACGUCUUGCUAUUCUGAAAGUUCUCACAGCCAAAAUGCAUUUAGAUGAUGACGUUUCCUUGGAGUGUUUUGCAGAAAUGUGCAAUUACUUUACAGGAGCUGACUUAAAAGCUUUAUUGUACAAUGCCCAGCUUGUAGCAAUUCAUGAGAAAAUUGGUGAUACAAACAAAAUGGAAAAUAAUUACAGUGAUCAGUAUUUCAAGGUGCGUCAAUCCAGUAGGGACAUAACCGACAAAUCAGGCAAAAUGAAUGUCACUUAUAUUCCUAAUCUGGAGACUGGAUGUACUCCUAUUUCAUCAACACUGGAAGAAAAAGUAGAAAAAGAGGUUACCCGGAAGGAAAAACGGACAAAGAAUCGACGUGAAUCACUAAUGCCCCCAGCUGAAACUGUUGAAGUAAUCACUGUGAAUCAUUCACAUAUAUUAAAAGCUUGUUCAAAAAUGAAACCCUCUGUUUCUGCUUCUGAACAAAACAAAUAUGAUGUCAUAUAUAAAGAUUUUAAAAAAAGCAGAGAAGCAAAUUUUAAUCCACAGACACCAACCCUAAAGCAGGAAUAUCUCCUUGCCUGA
This is a messenger RNA of Acanthosepion pharaonis, 3480 nucleotides long. NCBI's taxonomy places the organism in Eukaryota, Metazoa, Mollusca, Cephalopoda, Sepiida, Sepiidae. The record is from the annotation of a GenBank genome assembly.